UUCCAUUUCGUAAUUUAACUUAAAUUUCAAAGAUAGACGAAGCUACAGUUUCUCAAAUACGUGAAACAAUUUUCACGUCACUAAGGAGUCUUAAAAUGCGUUCAACGCUGUUCGCAUAAUGGUUUUGAUGAGAAACGCGAGACGUCGCAACGCAGUUGGCGCCUGUUCAUUCAUCCUAUUGUACGUCAUGAAAAUUGACGUCAAGUAACUUUGCUUCUCGAACAACUAAAGACAAAACAUUGUCAACCGAAUAGUCGAAGCGAUUUGCGUUGCACGUAUACGUGAAUUAAAAGAUAUGUAACAAUGUUCUUGUUGUGGAUAUUUUUCGCAGCACUUUCUUCGUCGUUUGCUUCUGUCAGUAUAAACGUUCAUGAAGACUGUGGAGUUACAUCCAAGUGGUUGACAUGUCUUGAUCACUGUGAAGACCACGAUAUAUAUCGAUCGGGUCGCGCCCCAUGGGCAGAGAUUAGCUGCAGCUCUAAGUGUACAAAAGAAUUAGCCGAAGCGUUCGAGCAAGAAACCGAUUUGCCAUCGAAUCCUAAAUUCAAUACGGAAAAAGAAAAGUGCCUGAGGAGAUGUUGGUGUGAUAAUACAGAUACCAGAUUUGGAUUAAAAGGAACGCCUUGUCAUCUCGCUUGCAGAUACGUUAUGUGAAAUUUAAACUAAAAUUUUAAUAAAUUCUAUUUCGAAUGUAA
Messenger RNA from Phymastichus coffea, 695 nucleotides. RefSeq lists its product as uncharacterized. Lineage: Eukaryota; Metazoa; Arthropoda; Insecta; Hymenoptera; Eulophidae. The transcript has 4 exons. Bases 304 to 654 code for a protein of 116 amino acids. The record is from RefSeq and is a predicted model, not a curated record.